Molecule: messenger RNA, 4455 nt
Organism: Canis lupus familiaris (dog)
Lineage: Eukaryota; Metazoa; Chordata; Mammalia; Carnivora; Canidae
Gene: TEDC1
Product: tubulin epsilon and delta complex 1
Exons: 8
Coding region: 1-1278 (425 amino acids)
Source: RefSeq, a predicted model, not a curated record
AUGGGGCGGCGGCGCCGGGCGGAGCAGGAGCGGGCGGGCGCGGCCGGGGCCCUGCCGGACGCCAUCGCCGCGCUCAGCCGGACGCUGCCCGCCGGGCCCAGCCCCGAGACCUUCCGCCGCGCCAAGUUCGACCGUCCGGAGGCGGCCCCGCCGCUCUGGCGGAUGCUCUUCCUCGCGCUCUCGCCGCUGCCGGGCGACUGCGCCCCUGCGCCCCGGGCCCCGCCGGCGCCCCCGGCCCUGGAGGCUCAAGUCCGCCUGGUGAAGAGGGCGCUGCGCUCCCAGGGCUACCCCCGGCGGGCGCUGGCACAGCUCCCCGAGGACGGCGCCCGGGGCAGCCGCGAGCUCCUGCUGGCCCUCGCCUGGCUCCUGGCCCGCGGGCCCCUGCUCGAGCGGCUGCUGGGCCGGACACGCGUGCGGCUGGGCGACGAGGUAGCCCUGUGCCAGGGCGAAGCCCCGGCCAGUCCUGGCCCGCCCGCGGCCUGCGGGGGUGCAGAUGGCCCUGUGGACAUACGCCACUUGCAGUGGUUGAUGGGAAAGCUGCGGCUGCAGUGGCGAAACCUGAUGACCAGUCAGCAGGAGCAGUGUGCCCUCCUGGGCAAGAUCCACUCGUAUACCCGUGGCUGCCACAGUGACCGAAGCCUCGGCCACCUGUCUGUUGCUGAGACCGAGAUGCUCAGGGACCCGGAGGGAGGCCGGCAGCUGCUCCGGAGGCUGGAGAGUGAGAACGCGCGCCUGGAGGCUGCCCUGGCGUGGCGGCGCCGGGAGCUGGUCUUCUGGCAGUGGAUGGACACCGUCCUGGGGGCCUGCCCCCUGGAGGCCGCACAGCCCCCGUUUCUGCCCAGGAUCCCCGAGUCGGGGGCUGACCAGUUGGAGAUGGUGGCUCAGCAGCUGCAGGCCCUGCACGAGGAGCUGCAGGGAGCCGUGGAGCCCCGGCGGGCGGCCUGGGAGGCCAGGGUUGGAGGCUCGGGGUCCGAGUGGAGCGCUCUGCAGCGGGCCACCCAGGAGGCCGUGGGACAGGAGCUGGCGGCGCUUCGGCGGGCCUGGGAGGAAGGUGGGGCCCCGGCCCAGCCCCACGGACCCUGCCGGCUGGUGAAGAGUGAUGCCAGAGCCUCGGGGGGCCCGGGGCUGCGGGCUGCCGAGGUGAUUGGGGCACUGCGCAGCCGGGAGGCCUGCCUGGAGGCGGUGCUGCGCCAGCUGCAGAGCCAGUGUCGGCAGGAGCUGGCCCAGUUGGCGGCGGCCCUGCCCGGCCUCAUCUGGAUCCUGCCGCCUGGUCAUUGAGGGGCUGUGGGUGGCCCUCCUCCAGGGAGAGGCCUCCAGGGGGGCCGGGCCCCGGGGACGAGGCAGACACAGAGCCCGUGGCUGUCCUCACCGGGCACAGCCCAGCCUCCUGGCUGGCGAUACUGGGGCAGGACGACAGGCCCAGCGAGGUGUCCGUGGGCAUUCAGGACCAAGAGAGUACGCACAACUGGGUUGUAGAGGCCUCCCUGCAGGGGUGAGGCCCUGUCCUGCCCCCCCCGCCCCCCUUCCAGGUUGCCGUCUGGGCGGGGCUGGGUCUGCUCAGGCCUGGGGGAAGGGGCCCCUGGGUGUCAGGCAUCAGGGUCGCCGGUGCCCCUCACGCACUGCAUCCGGGCCCCCACCGCAUGCCCCGCCUCGUUGGGCCUGGUGUGUGCGUGUGUUGGGCAGGGACGCUGGCUGGGAGCCUGGGGUGGGGGCUCUGUUCCUUUCCUGGGGGCGGUGCUGGGGGUGAGGGGGAGGCCACUGUGGACAGAGGGGGCUUUGUUCGUGAGUCCGAUGGGGGAGCUGGGCUCGGCCCUGACAAAGAGCCAUCUGUGUCUGGGGGACGUGCCCCCAGCGCGCCGGAACAGGCCCCCUCCAUCGCAGGGGCCUCAGCCUGUCGGCACCCCUCACCCAGCAGGCGCAGACGGCCUCAUCCUGCCUCCCACCAGGCUCCCCUUGGCCCGGGGCAGCUGAACCCCAGCCUGCUGCUGCCAGCCGGUUCAGGCCCGGGGACACUUCCAGAGCCUGAGUCCCCAGCAGAACAUCCUCGGCUUUUCCUGCUGCUCAUGCUUGGGGCGCUGGGCUGGGCCAGCCUGGUCCCCACCCCCAUCCUGGGGGACACGCCGGGGCUCCCUCUGUGCUGUCACGCCAGGCAGACUGGUCAGAAGCACGGGCCGGACCAGGCAGUGGCCGGCAGGUUCCCCCUUCAGGAGAGCCUCUGGGCCUGCGCCCCAGCUUCCUGGCCCGGGGUCCCUCCCUCCAGCCACAGGCCCCCCCGCUCCUCCUCGGGGCUCCAGCUGUAGGCCAGGCACACGGGCCUCGACCCUCCGCCUGCCCUGCCCUCAGCCAUCACGACCACCGGGUGGGACCCUUCGCGUCUCAGAAACGAGUCCACUCAGAACUGCCCGCCUUGGAGGACCGUGUCCGAGCCAGGCCGCCCCUGGCCCCUGAAGCUUGGCUUUUACAGGCCCAAGGAAGCUCGGUCUUACGGAGCUGUCACUUCUCAGACCGGUCUGUAGGUCCAAUACAGCCCCACUGAAAACCCCGAGUGUGUCUGUGAUGUCCGUGAGAGGUACUCGGGGAGGGGCGGCCCCGGGCGGCCAAGGCCGGGGGAAGCUGCCCGGGAGCAGGUGCGCUCUGCUGGGCUCCUACGGGUGCCGCCGUAAGCACGCACCUGGUGGCUGGGGAAGCGCGGCCCGGCGGCCCGGCCGUAGGCGGGCAGGGGUGCGGGGCCGUCGGCAAGGUCCAUCUCCCACAGGCGGCCCCUGUGACGCUCCUCUGCCUCCCCUGCAGCCCCAGGCUGGUCGGUGACAGUCCUGAGAUGCACAUGAUGCGACCGGCCCACAGGUGGAGGCCGGGCCCCCCACCUCCGAGGUGCCAGGCGCAGGCGCAGGCGCAGGCCGGCAGAGCUCAUGUGCACGCUACGGGCCGGCCCGGCCAGCGAGGGGCAGUGGGGGCUGCUCUGGGCAGGCAGGUGUCUGAGGGUGGCUCAGCGGGGCAAGGACACCACGCUCCACUGGCCACCACCGACGCCAGAAGCCUGCUUCUCUGAAGACUCCAUCUUAUGGACAAGGGAGGAUGAGGCAGCCUAGAAUCCCUUCGUGACACUUGUGACCUGCGGAGACUUGGCGUAGAGGACACAGAAGGGAGUGGGACCCUGGGGAGGCCCCGCCGGGAAGAGGAAGCGGGUCACCAUGGGACCUGGACGGGAGAGGUGGGAGGUGGCACCAGCCCGCCGGGUGGGCGCAGGGUCCUCGCAGGGCAGGGCUGGGCGGCUGGAGCCCAGGCUGGGGAGGCCCUUCCCCCGGGGCUGGGAGGAGGGGGGACCCGCACGGCAGCCGGCCGGUAAGUGUGGCCACGCGCCCCGCUGUGACCAGGCCUCCUGGGUCCGCGAGGGAAGGACACACAGGUCACGAGGGGACCUAUGAGGAGACCUCAGAGGAGGCCACGCAGGCGUCACGGGGGGGGCCUUGGUGGCCCGGGCCCGCGGGCUCCAGGACCUGCGUCUGCUGUCCUUGCCCGCACCCGUGCUGGCCUCUCGGGUGUUUUACCAACUACGGCGCCAACAGGGCCCGCGGGCAGCCGUGCACACAAGUCCGUCUGUGUCCUGCGCCCACGGCGACCUUUCCCCGCCCCAGCUCCCGGGUCCUGGCCCUGACCUCCGCGCCCACCGGCCGGCUGCCUCUCCCUUCAGCUUGGGGCCUCCGGGGCUGUUGGCCCACCCUGGCUGGACCCACGCUUGGGGGCGCGGCUGGCGGGGCCGCAGGCUGGUCACGUCCACAUUCUGGGGCCGCGAUGCACUCGGGAUGGAAGCCUGGGUGGGGGGCGCGGCUGGUGACCUGGCCUGGGUGCUCCCCUCAUGUGUCCCCAGCCCCCGUGUCCCCCGCAGGGUGUCUGGCCGCCUCCCCAGCUCUUCCCGGCUGCGCUGGCUGUGCCCCAGCAUUCCCGCAGCGCCUACACGCUGCCAGCGCCGGAGGAUAACCGUCAUACCCUGGGCGGCUGGGCGGCGGGUCGAGGUGUCAGGGUGGUGGGCAGAGCCGAGGACGGGCUGGGGGACCCGGAGCCAGGAGGGGUCCACGCAUGGAAACGGGGUGUGCGUGGGGGCAGCGCAGCGCUCGGGAGGGUCGGGGCGCAGGGGCUGCACACGCCCGUGGCCCGAUGGGCUGUCCCGCCGAGCCGCCGAUGGCUUUGCUCCAGAAAACCCCCGUGCCCCUGGGUGAGCCGAGCUGGGCUGGGGAGGUGGGGUGGGGGCUGGGCCCAGGCGGGUCCAGGUGGAUACGGGCUCUGGGCUCUGUGGCUGACUUGGUUCUGGAGCACGCGAGCUGAUGGCUCUCUUGUGUUUCCUUCUGGUUUACUCAGAUUCUUUAUAACACCAAGGUCCCCCCCACCCCUGUUUUGGGAACCAUUUAUAUUUCUUGGUGGUAAAAGGCUAACAUUAAAUUUCCGACCUUAACCAUU